AUGUACCAUUCCUCAACCCACCAUCUACCCACACCUCCUACUUCUCACCCCACAUCCCCGACAUCCCAGCCUCUCUCUCGUAUAGCUUCAUCCUCUUUCACCUCUUCCGACCUUGACUCGGACGCUCCUUCACCCACUUCCAGCGAAGACGUCCCCGAGUCCUCCGACGAUAAUGUCAACCUCGAUAACUCGGAGAAAAACGAAGUGACCGAUCUACCUAAUUUCGAUGGUCCUUGGACACCACCAGUAUCACCAAAACCCACUCGUACUCAACCUUUACCUUCAUCUGGUCGGUUGGAAUCUACUAAUCCAACUCAACAUCCUCAUAAUGUCACUCAACAUCCUUACUCUAGACCGAACAUACCUCGUAGAACUUCUCAGAGGGCAUUCUUACCGAUGACUCCUUUACAUACCAACACCGCUCUUCCUCUAGGACAGGGGAUAUUGCCAAAAUCACAAGGAUUAGCUAGGGCGGUGUUGAGAAAUGAGGUGCCUCAUGCUGGUAUGGGACAAAAAGGGUUGGGGAAGAAGGAUAAGAUCAUCGUACCCACCAAAGCGUUCAGGACGACGUUCGAGUUAGAAUUGACGGCAAGCGAGUUUGCUAGGAGAUGA
Molecule: messenger RNA, 612 nt
Organism: Tremella mesenterica DSM 1558
Lineage: Eukaryota; Fungi; Basidiomycota; Tremellomycetes; Tremellales; Tremellaceae
Exons: 1
Coding region: 1-612 (203 amino acids)
Source: RefSeq, a predicted model, not a curated record